Molecule: messenger RNA, 2887 nt
Organism: Dreissena polymorpha
Lineage: Eukaryota; Metazoa; Mollusca; Bivalvia; Myida; Dreissenidae
Exons: 5
Coding region: 319-1929 (536 amino acids)
Molecular function (GO): protein binding
Source: RefSeq, a predicted model, not a curated record
UCGUCGAUUGCGAUGCAACCUUUCAGCGCAUAACUGUAUACGACCAUAAUCGUAUUGAUCCGAGAGCUUCAAGUAUAUACACAAAAUUUAACAUCUUUUCCGCGAGAAUACUUCAAAACUAGAUUGACGCUCGUCGUAUACUCACAUGGUUCACAUCUAUCUGAAUGUUAAGCAAAUAUAUUUGUGUAUGGAUACCGUAUAUUUUAGAUUUAGACAUAGUGGGUUUCACUAAACGAAAACGAUAUUUUAUAUUGAAAUACGUGCGUGUUGUUUGCUUUAAAUUUGUUAAAAGUGAAGCUUGUCUAAGCGUUAGACGAUAUGUUUGGUCAGUGCUAUCCGGGGACGAGUUUAAGAAUGUUGGUGGGGGCAGACGUUAACCCGUUUUCCGAGAGAAGGAAUUCCAGCCUUUCCAUCCGAAAACCUCAAGGGCUUAGAAGACGCUAUGGCGAAACCGGAGUUGACGUCACGACAGACGCGCGGGUACUAUUUGACGCGGUGCGACAAGGCAAAAAUCACCUUGUGCGAUUCAUCCUCGAGGCUUCAUCUGUUGACAUCGUGAACUCCAGAGAUCUUCAUGGAAAAACACCCCUUAUGGCGUGUUGUUAUACAAAAGACAAAAUGAGCCAACUAAUGGAGGAAGGUGCGCGUGAUAACACCGUUCGUCUGCUUCUACGUCACGGAACUGACGUCAAUUUGACCGACGACUGCGGACGCACCGCCCUUAGCUACGUCUGCGAGCGACGUUGCAAUGACAUCUUGCGUAUUCUAAUCAAAGAGCAUAACAUAGAUCCGGACAUAACUGACACAAAUGGCAACACGCCACUUAUUUACAGCGCGAUGGUGGGCAACGACAUAGCCUGUGAUAUUCUCAUACGUCACUUCCGGCGCCUUGGGUUGAACGUGGACGCCAAAAACAACGAAGGCUUCACCGCCUUACUCAUGGCCGCUAAGCACGGGAACAUCACGUGCGCGCAGAUUCUCCUGGGCCAAGGGAAAGCGUCGCUGUACAACCGCGACAACAAAGUGGGCUUAACGGUGGAACAAUGGCUUGCCAAGAAGGGUUUCACGGUGCAGGACAUAUCUCCGGUGAGACACGAUGGCAAAGGAAGGUCUCGCUUCGUAAAACUCGCAAACAUCGCCGCAAUCUGCACGGGCCCGAAGAAGCCUCUGGUGCCGCAACCGGCGUUCGGUGACAUCGACUUCGCUCUGCAUAACUUUCACAUGCAUCACCAUGAAGACGAGGAAGACCAUUAUACUUCCGACGCGACCACCGGCACCGACGUCUCGUUGGACCGCUUUAUGCCCCGAUAUAACGACCUUGACAUGGAUUACGCUCCCAAGCAUUAUCAGGUGUUCCCCUACCAAAAGAGUCGCCCGAAACUCAAAACGCAGGCAACCCAGACGACAUGCGAUAACGACGACGACGAAGACUAUAGCGAAGGACCGGACCCUGAGCCUGAACCGAGCAUGAUGCCUAGAUGUCAGACAGAGCUUACGAACAUAGACAAUGAAUCAGUUAUCAAACUGAAGCAGAAAAACGGCGAUUGCAGCAGGCCGUCGAAAGGCAUCAAAGAAAGUUUCGGAGUCCCUCAUUCAGUCGCGAAAUCUGACGCGGCCGCAAAACGUUACGCGCUGCCUGAUAUUGAACAGAAGGCAUUGAUCGCCCGCGGAGACGACGGGAAUGCGAAAAUCAAACAGCGCAAAAACUCGCUUGAUGUGCUUCCGGAAAAAAUCAUCGCGAGCAUCGACCUGGGCGACGGCCGGCGUCACAGUAUACAGCUACAUGCCGACUCCAUAAGGAACAAAAUGUACUGGACGCCUGCGAAGGGAAACGAUUCGGACGAGGGCGAGUUACGGCCCUUGGAAUUUGACAGACACCACUUGUCGGAUAGUGAGGCCUCCGCGACAGACGAAGGUCCAAUAUUUUGAAACAAACCGCUCCAACUGGUUUAGAGAAAGAGACAGUGCUGUUUAUAUGUUUGCUUCAUAUAUUUAUUAUUUUGAUGUAUAUAUUUACUCACAUGUAUAAUGUAAAAUUUGGCUACACAAUCGCUUUUUCACGUAUUUAAAUAUUGUUUAUAGGGCUAUUUUCACAGACUGAUUUGACGUUUUUCAUUUUGCCAGUUUCUUAAUUGUAACGUAAUGUUAAUCAACGUCUCAUCAUGGAUUUCUACAACGUAACAAAGUAUCCAAGCGAUAUCGCUAAUUUCUACAACGUAACAAAGUAUCCAAGCAAUAUCGCUAAUUUCUACAACUUUACAAAGUAUACAAGCGAUAUCGCUAAUUUCUUCAACGUAACAAAGUAUCCAAGCGAUAUCGCUAAUUUCUACAACGUAACAAAGUAUCCAAGCGAUAUCGCUAAUUUCUACAGCGUAACAAAGUAUCCAAGCGAUAUCGCUCAUUUCUACAACGUAACAAAGUAUCCAAGCGAUACCGCUAAUUUCUACAAUAUUUAUUUCAGCGGAUUUGUAUUAUUUAACAAAACGGUAUCAUCAGAAUAUAUUUACUGUGUUACUUCUGCAUUUAAUAGUGCUCAUGUGCGUCCGUAAAGUUUUUCAGGAUCAGGAUACUUCACAUGAAUCAUUUUAGAGUGAAGCUCUUCCAGACUUGUUGAUAUCGUUCCGGUGUGCCGCAUAUGUAGGUCGCAAGAGCUUUAAAAAGAUUUAACAAAUGAAAACUUAAAAUUUGUCAUGUUUGAAACGCAAGGGUCAGGGCUUUACUAUUUGGUAUGAAACUUUGUAUAUAUCAGAUCUCUGCAAGUUUUGUUCAAAUCAUGCCUCUAAGGUCAAAUUGGCACAUAUCAAGUGGUCACACACAUUUUAAUAUAAAAUUUAUACAAUUUUAUUGUUUUUAAUGUCUAAAAUACAAGUCCCAGAGCUUUGAUAUU